AUGCAAGUUUACUUCACGCUUGUGAAGAAACUGAACAAAUAUACAUGGAGUAUCCAGAAAUACCGAAUGAACGAAUCUCCGGGAGUCGGAACGACAUUCGCAAAUGCUUGUGACGAAGCUCAAAUGGUCAACAUAUGCUGUUUAUGUGGUAAAACAUUCACCAGUCCUAGUUUAUUGCACAAACAUUUCGAGUUGAUGCAUGAAGGUACCGAAAUCGAUUCUGAACAGUACGACUUAAGCGGCCUCACUGGAGAAAGUACAAGUUCCAACGGCGGUGCUGAUGGCUUCCGCGUCCUAAAUUGUGCAUUUUGCAACAAGGUGUUCACAAAGAAUUGUAAUUUGUCUGCCCACAUCAAAACCGUCCACAAAGGUGUCAAACCUUUUGAAUGCGUGCUGUGCUACAAAGGUUUCACCAGGAACUCAGACCUCCACAAGCACAUUGAUGCUGUACAUAAAGGCCUCAAACCCUUUGGAUGCAAACUUUGCCGUAAGACUUUCUCCCAGAAAUCGAGCCUAAGGCGUCAUAUUGAAGCGAUUCACGAAGGUC
Messenger RNA from Opisthorchis viverrini, 547 nucleotides. RefSeq lists its product as hypothetical. Gene Ontology annotation, cellular component: nucleus. The record is from RefSeq and is a predicted model, not a curated record. The annotation marks the transcript as partial. The transcript has 7 exons. NCBI's taxonomy places the organism in Eukaryota, Metazoa, Platyhelminthes, Trematoda, Opisthorchiida, Opisthorchiidae.